This is a messenger RNA of Phymastichus coffea, 1473 nucleotides long. Its product is annotated as jerky protein homolog-like. Gene Ontology annotation, molecular function: DNA binding. Gene Ontology annotation, cellular component: nucleus. The record is from RefSeq and is a predicted model, not a curated record. The transcript is spliced from 5 exons. The coding region runs from base 1 to 1473 and encodes 490 amino acids. Lineage: Eukaryota; Metazoa; Arthropoda; Insecta; Hymenoptera; Eulophidae.
AUGCAACAGCAAUGGCAGCAGCCCAAACAGCAGCCGUGGGCGGAGCCUCGCGCGGCAGCUAACAAUAGCACUAGUCCCCGCUCCAACCAGCAUUCACAUUUGGCCGCCCAAAAUCAAAUUGCCAUGCCUAAGGCUUUGACAUCUUUGCAAAUUACUGAGAUCAAGCAGAAAUUGUUUCAAAAGGAGACAAUGGCGAAACUCUCCAAGGAGUACGGCGUAUCACCGAAAACUAUCAAGAGAGCGAGUGAAAACGAUGAGAACGCGUCGCCAAACCGUCAAUCUCAAGGCGUACGAAAGUUGCAAGUUAAUUUGACGAUCCAGCAGAAGAUGGAAAUUAUUAGCAAGCGGCAGAAAGGACAAUGUACACAAGAUUUGGCUAAGAAGCGGGCUGUGGCUUUGGAGCAAGAGAAGCGAAGUUUGGACUGCAAAAGGAUUCACGCGAAAGAAAAUGUGCGCGACAGAGCGUUGUUUUUGUGGUUCAAAAAGAAAUGCGCUGCAGGAAUUCCAGUGUCUGGCGAAAAGAUGAAGGAAGAAUCUUUGAGGCUCAACAAAGAAAAGGGUUUGUCGCCUGAUUUUAAAGCGAACAAUGGAUGGCUGAAGAAUUUCAAGAAAGGUUACAACAUCCGUGAAUUGGCGACACAGGGAGAGAAAUUGUCUGCUGAUACUGCUGGAGCAGAUAAUUUCAAGAAUACGCUAACAUCUUAUCUUGAAGAAGAAGGCUACGACUUGAAUCAAGUUUACAAUGCCGAUGAAACGGCUUUGUAUUACAAGUCGCUGCCGAAAAGAACCUUAGCAGCCGGAGAUGAGAGGCAAGCGUCGGGCUUCAAAGAAAUAAAGGAAAGAGUAACUGUCAUGUGCUGUGCCAUUUGUCAACAUCGCCACAAUGUAGUCGUUAAAGAAGUUUGUGAAAAAUAUCCCGAGCAGAAGAAGGUUUUACUUCUACUGGACAAUGCUCCAUGUCACUCGUCAAUCGAAGAGCACAACCAAAUCGAUGAACCGAUUCGAGUGAUGUUUCUGCCGCCCAAUGCCACGUCAUUGAUCCAGCCGAUGGACCAGGGGGUCAUCGCAAAACUGAAGAAAAUGUUCCGAAAUAAGCUAGUAAAAGAGCUCAUGUUGCAAAAAGAAAGUCGCUGCAUCGUUGAUAUUGUCAAAAAGCAGACUAUAAAAGACUGUUGCUACAAACUAGCCUCAUCUUGGGACGAUGUCACUCCAAAAGAUAUCCGUAACGCUUGGAAUCGGCUCUUGGGAAAGGAUGAGUCUUUGUGUGAACAAAAUGUGUCUACAGCAGAGGUUAACUUGUUAUUAGCGCUUCUCAAAGAUUCUCCAGACUUUGUCGACUGUAAUUUUGCAAUGGCUGCAGCCUGGAUUGAGGAGGAUUUUCGCGAUAAUGCUUGGGAACAGUGCGAUGUAGUUGAGAUUUAUGAUAGACUGAUAUCUCCAAGUAAUAGUUUUGAAGAGAAUUCCCACGAAUGA